AGCCCGUCAUGGACUUGGUAAGUUUCGCCUUUCUCACGCUAACACGCAACUUAGUUACAAGAACAAACAUGAAAAUUCACGAAUUUGACGAAUGCUGUUGCGGUUGUUCACUCAGAACCGGAACGAAAAUUAUUGGCUUUAUUUCCAUGCUCAUCGAAAUUGGAGUAUUCGUUCUGGCUGUGAUUAAAAUGAAGUACAAUUUUAAUAUCGAUAAUGAAAUCGAAGAAAUGCUGACAAAUGAUUCCAUCGAUCCCAUAAUUUCUUUGGGAGUCGGCAUGGCAGCGGCCGCUUGUGUUCUGAUUGCCGCCUGGAAGGAUCGCAGGCCGAUGCUUCUCGUUCCUUGGCUCGUGCUCGAAGGAUCGACGUUGCCUGUCAUGAUUGGCAACUCGAUAUAUUUUGGAACCCUGUUAACCAUCAGAAUGGGAACCAGUACUGGAAUGGCUUUUCUGGCCGUCAGUCUCCUUGCUACAGCAAUUUGUUUUUACUUUUGGCUGGUGGUCUUCAAUUACUAUUUUGAAAUGAAGACGAGCAAUGACAUGAUCCCGGACGAGAAAAGCCCACUGAUAGAUUAUGAAUAUGUAGAGAAGAAUGUAAUAAUAGUCUAAGUGCAGUUUUGCAUUAAGUGAUAUUUGUUCAUAGUUAAUAGUUGAAAUUCAAAUGCACAUUUGGUGUUUGCAUUUCGUAAUUUUGUUAAAACUGGUGCAAUGCAGAUGUUUUUUCCCGUUAUCAUUGCAGUGGGUGUACAGUUAUUUCAUUAUCUAAAUUAUAAUCUUAUCCGUGUUACUCAUGUACUAUUAUUGCUCAAAAUGUUGGAUUGAAUGCAAAGCGAAAUAAAAAGUGAAUUUUC
Daphnia pulicaria is the source of this 847-nucleotide messenger RNA. RefSeq lists its product as uncharacterized. The transcript has 4 exons. The record is from RefSeq and is a predicted model, not a curated record. Lineage: Eukaryota; Metazoa; Arthropoda; Branchiopoda; Diplostraca; Daphniidae. Bases 9 to 605 code for a protein of 198 amino acids.